Messenger RNA from Leguminivora glycinivorella, 1788 nucleotides. RefSeq names its product zinc finger protein OZF-like. The transcript has 3 exons. Bases 45 to 1319 code for a protein of 424 amino acids. The record is from RefSeq and is a predicted model, not a curated record. NCBI's taxonomy places the organism in Eukaryota, Metazoa, Arthropoda, Insecta, Lepidoptera, Tortricidae.
AAACCACGUCAAAACAAAGGGUCUGUUAUAGCUGUAUCAACAACAUGCCACUGGAGACACCAUAUGAUAUGGAGGUUGAGGUGGCGUGUGUGAAGACGGAGCCCGGAGAGGCGUGUGCGGAGGAGCGGGAGCGCGAGGACAGCGCGCGGGGAGUGAGCGCGGCGGCCGCGCGGGCCGGACUGUACACCGGGCACGAGGUCAAGGACAAGCUCGUGCUGGGCCCCGAGGAGUGGCACCAGGAAAAAGUGCCCGUUAAAGCCCCUUCGACGGUCGAAAGAGAGGUCCUCGGGCGGGCGUGCUCCGUUCUACUGGAGCGCCUGCCGCCUCACGCCUUCCCCACACAACGCUACCAGUGCCACGACUGCGGAGGACGAUUCCAGAAUAAGACUGACUUAACUAUACAUAUACGAGAACACUCUACCUCAAAAUCAAUAAGGAAAUUUGUGUGUCGUUAUUGCAAUUCUAUGUUUAAAACUAAAUUACUUUUAUUAGAGCAUAAGAAAAGUGAAUGCAAGUUUCUGACAGAUAAGACAUCUUUAAAGACUCAAAAGCGCACUGUAAAACUUUUGAAUUGUAAACUGUGCAGUUUUACAACUCGAUAUAAACAUAUUUUCACGAAACAUCGAACGAUUCACGCUGGAGAGAAACCGUACAAAUGUAGUCAGUGCGACUACAGAUGCAAACGGAAAUCCUAUUUACAUGUACAUGAAGAGUCGCAUUCCGACGAAAAGCCGUAUUCGUGCAGCGAAUGUGAUUUCAAAUGCCGCUUAGAAAAGUACUUGCGCAAACACCAGAUGACACAUACUGGGGUGAAACCGUUUAAAUGCAGCAGAUGCGAGCACAGGACUUAUCAGAAAGCAAACUUGCGAAGGCACGAAAUGACACAUACUGGUGAUUAUUCAAAACCUUUCAAAUGUAGCGAUUGCGAGUACACGUGCAGAGACAAACAAUCUUUAGAAAAACACCAGCGGACACACACAGGGGAGAGGCCAUAUAAAUGUAGUCAUUGCGACUACGCCUCUCGUGAUAGGUCAACGUUGCGUAAACACAACUUGAUACAUACUAACCAGAAGCCUUUUCAAUGUAUCUGUGGGUACAAGUGUGCGGAUCGCACCAGCUUGAGAUACCACUAUAUGACACACACAGGGGAGAAACCUUACCAUUGUAAGUAUUGUGACUACAAGUUCUCAAGGAGAAUACGCUUACUCGAACAUCAGAUGGUACAUACAGGGGAGAGACCUUUAAAGUGUAGCGAUUGCGAUUACAAGUGUCGGAAGAAACCAGAAUUGUUAAGACACCAGUUGAAAACACACAGGUGACAACCCCUAGAAAUGCAACUACUGUAACUUCGCGACUUAGUGUAAAUCAAAUCUGUAAAGACUCCAAAAACGGAAACAUUUCAAUGAAAUGCCUUAAUCUUCUUCUUGAGUUUUAAUGUACAAAUUCGUUUGCUGUUUAAUUAAACCUUUUCUUGAAACAAAUAAAGUAGUAUUUCUUUUGUGUCAUUGUUAUUUCAAAAUUAAUCGUACCAUUUUUUGUAUAACAUGACUACCCACUUAAAAUAUCCGCUAUAUAUCACAAGGGCGAUGUCACCGUUAUACGUACGGUCACGGACUUUAAUAGAGUAGCUUAAGGGUCGGCUCACACCGGAAUGGCAGCGACGCGGCGAGCACUUUUAGUGUAAAAUAAUUUUAAAUUAAUCUACAUUAUUAAUUAAAAUUUUGAAAAAUCCCCCGACCGCGACGUAGUGGACCGAUUUUCAUGAAACAUGGCUAAGAACACUCCCGA